Molecule: messenger RNA, 2817 nt
Organism: Cuscuta epithymum
Lineage: Eukaryota; Viridiplantae; Streptophyta; Magnoliopsida; Solanales; Convolvulaceae
Source: the annotation of a GenBank genome assembly
CUCUCUCUCACAGACAAAGACAGGCAUCAAUGGCGACUGCACGUGAGGAGAACGUGUACAUGGCGAAGCUUGCAGAGCAAGCUGAACGGUACGAAGAGAUGGUGGAGUUCAUGGAGAAGGUGGUAGCGGCCGCGGACGGCGCCGAGGAGUUGACCGUGGAGGAGCGCAACCUUUUGUCCGUUGCCUAUAAGAAUGUGAUCGGCGCUCGCCGUGCUUCGUGGCGUAUCAUCUCGUCAAUUGAGCAAAAGGAGGAGGGCCGCGGAAACGAAGACCACGUUGCCUCAAUUAAGGACUACAGAUCUAAGAUCGAGUCAGAGCUUACCUCGAUCUGUAACGGCAUUCUCAAGCUCCUCGACUCUAAGCUCAUCGGCGCUGCUUCAUCUGGUGAUUCAAAGGUCUUCUAUUUGAAGAUGAAGGGUGACUACCACCGCUACUUGGCUGAGUUCAAAACCGGAGCCGAGAGAAAAGAGGCCGCCGAGAACACACUCUCCGCUUACAAGUCUGCCCAGGAAAUUGCCAAUGCGGAACUAGCUCCUACACAUCCCAUUCGUCUUGGCCUAGCUCUCAACUUCUCAGUAUUUUACUAUGAGAUCUUGAAUUCUCCAGACCGUGCUUGUAAUCUUGCCAAGCAGGCCUUUGAUGAAGCAAUUGCAGAGCUUGACACUUUAGGAGAGGAGUCCUAUAAGGACAGCACUCUGAUUAUGCAGCUUCUUCGGGAUAAUCUCACCCUGUGGACAUCAGACAUGCAGGAUGAUGGAGGAGAUGAGAUCAAAGAAGCUGCCAAACCUGAUAAUGAGCAAUGAAGUCAUUGAACCUUGUGAAACUUUGAAGAAAGCCUUGUUUUAGCUUGCUGCCAGGUUGAAAUUGUGCUUUCUAGUGCUAGGCUUAAUUUCAAGCAUUUGCAACUUCUGAAAGAUCUACUUUAUAUUUUAUGUUUCUAAUCCUUGGUUCUUAUUAAUUUUUUCCUACUUGGUUUUGUCAUUGGGAUGGUUUCCUUUUCCUCAAAGGAACUUUGCAUUAAGCUAUAUAUUUUUUUUUACUAUAUACCAAAAAAAAAAAAAAAAAAAAAAAAAAAAAUAAAGAAUUAUGUUAACACCAUCAUCAGACACGGCCAGGCCGUAGCCUAGACACUUGUCUUGGGCCUCAAAAUAUGGGGGUCUUCAAAUUUUAUAAACCCAUUACUAUUAUGGUAAAUUCUAUGGUACUUAUGAGGUACCAUACCUUUGUCCACAUAGAUCAAUGAGAAUAUAGCAGUUGGAUUAUUUAAAUCUAAAUUAAAAAUGAUAAAGUGAUGUGGUCUAAUCAAAUAAAUCAUAAGUACGGUACCCCAUAUUUUAGAAAGGUAUCGAAGUUGUCACCUAGUAUUAUAUGUAUGAUUAUUAGUUAAUUAAUUUACUUUCUAGUAAGAACCAGCUUGUUAUUUAAAAAAAAAAAAGUAAGAACCAGCUCGUUAAGUAAAAUUGAAUCCCUAAAGCGGCAAAUACAUACUCCGUAUUAGUUAUUAGGCGUUGCCCGCAAACCUUUGAGUCGUGACCCUAUGUAUUCGGUACUCUCUUGUUCCUGCUUAUUCUAUUGCCUUAAAGAUUUACAAAAUUAUUAGGGGACUUGGGGCUUUACACGGUCAAAUGCAUAAAUGGUACUUUAACUUAGGGCUGUUAACGAGCCGAAUCGAGCCCGAACACCCAAAGCUCGAAUUCGGCUCGUUAAGGAAUAAGGGGUGUUCGGGUUCGAGCUCGAAGCUCGGCGAGCUUUACAAAUGAGGCUCGUGUUCGCCUCGAUAGGCGUUCGAUGUUCGAACCGAGCGCUCGAUAAGCUCGAUAAAUAUGCCCGAAUUUAAAAUUUUAGAUGAUGCUCGUUAAUAGGCUCGUGCUCGAAUGGUUCGACAAGUAUUCGGUUCAUUAAUAAUCAUAUUUAAAUUCAUAAAACCAUACUAAUUAUAUUUUAAUUUUGACAUAUAUAAAAAUUAUAUUUAAAAUUUUAGGGUGUUCGAUAGGCUCGAGUUCGAACCGAGCCGAAAAUUACUAUGUUCGAGCUCGGCUCGAAUAAUUUUUCGAAUUUAAAACUCAGCUCGAGUUCGAGUUCGAAGCUCGUUAAGCUCGGCUCGUUAGGUUCGAAAACGAGCUCGAGCUCGAAUAGUUCGAUAAAAGCUCGGUUCGUUUACAGCCCUACUAGUUUAACUAUUGAUAUUGUUGCGAUUUAGUACAUUUAUUCAUAACUAUACGUAAAAGGUAAAUACAGGUCAAAUUUCAAACGCACAAAACUUCAAAAGCACAACCCGACAAAAGCUGAAGUCAUGAUUUCUGAAACAUGAAAUUGAAGCAAUGAAGAUUGAAGCUCAAAUCGCGGGCGAUGUUUCCCUGCUGCUGCACCGGAAAGCGGGUCAAAUGUAUAAAUGGUACUUUUAUGUUGAUAUUAUUGCAGAUUGAAACCUGAAUUCAUAACUUUACUCUUAAAUGAAUCAAAUCAGUAUCAUAACUAUACGUAAAUGUUUCAACUUGAGAUUUUAUUCAAAUUUGCGGCCAAAAUUUUUUUCAUGGCGAUCAAAAUUCCACGUGUAGAGUCACCCUAUAGUGAUCAUAUGAAUAAAAAUAAGAUAAAGUAGACUUUAUGCAUAGAAUUCCGGCUGUCACGUGAUAUUUUGACCGCAAAUUUGUAUAAAAUCUCAAUUUGAAACAUUUAAAUAUAGUUAAAGUACUAUUUUAAUUCAUUUAAGAGUUAAAAUAUCAAACUGCAAUAAUAUUAGGGGCGGGCAAGAAUCCCGGUCCCGUUGUCCCAUUCCGGUAUAUCCCGAAACCGUACCGGUGUUGUCCCGUUCCG